AUGGACCUUGGACAGCCGAUGUGUUAUGCGAUUGGUUGCGCAUGCUUGGGGCAAGCCGGCGUGGGCGGCGCGGGCGGGCAUCAUGUGCAGGUGCAGGUGGCGGCUUUGAGCUGGAGGGGGAUGGCCGGUUUGGGGGUGGGACAGGGAGGUGGACCAAUCAUGUCUGAUCGGAUGCCGCCAACAACGAAACCGAUCAAUGGGCGAACCAACAGCGUUGGGCCUGGAAAGCGAUGCAGGUCCCUCGCCCUCUUCGCAAUAAAAGAGGCCCGCAAGCCGCUCUGGAAUAUUGCACACAACAGCCCAAGGUCGCUCCUCGCAUCGGGGACAGCAAUUGCCAACGAGCCCCUCGCCAGCAUGGAGUUUUCGGGAAAGGAUUUGGAGGACAUUCAGCGAGUAGCGGGCUUGCUGAACCUUACAGUGGAUGAGCUGCUGCAACAGAGCCGACUCAACAGCAGCAAGAUCACCGCAGGCUCCGUUAGCAGCUCGCCCCAGCCAUCGCCUCAACCUCGACCUCGACACAUUGCAAGCCAGCAGCGGUCACCACUUUUCCAACAUCAAGAGAGCCCUGUCCUUUCUAACCAACACCACCAACCAUCUUUUGACCCGGACCUGCGCCUGGAACUGGACCUGGACUUGGACUUGGACACCUUUGACCUGGGAGACCCCAAUUUGAGCGGUUCUGGGAGCGACCCCUCCGAAUUGGCUCUUCCCGCCCCCGGGCCUCCCGUCACCAAGGACCAAGGGGCCAGAGUCGUUCUCCUCAACCCCCACACAACUUCUUAUGACUGCGAUGAGGCUGCCUGGGGUAUUAACCCACCUCCCGGUCAUGUCUUUGCUUUCGACGAUGUCACAAUGGAUUCCGAUGCCGCCGACGAUGGGUCGUACGUACCGGUGUCGGACGCGAAAGUCGAUUUUGACUCCGUCAGCGAGUACACCGUCCGGGAAGACCAGGAAUAUGUGCUGGAAGAUGCCUCAGCCGAUUGGUCUCUUGUUUCGGCCUCCUCCGAAUCUCCAUUGUCGAAGCUGCCCAUGUCGCCUCCCAUGGGAUCCAUCGACAAGCGUUAUCACAGGAUCGCCCCUAAAGUCCCCAAACACAGCGCCCAAACUCCGUCAGAGAGCUCCUCUCAUCGCGUCAAGAAGAAACGCAGCCCUUAUGAAGGAAGCAAGAGAGUCGACACUCACCUUACCCGCCAGCUCCAUGCUUGUGUUAGGUGCAGAAUGCAAAGAAAUAGGUGCAUUCCCGACCCCAACAAUCCCCGGGGCCCGUGUUUGACCUGCCAAAAUAGAACGGUGCGCAUGAGCCGACUGCCUUGCCUCCGAUACAUGGUCACCGACAGCACCCUCUUCCGAACCGGCCUGGACUACAUGCCCUUCUACAGAACCCAUCCCAUGGUCGGGCCUCACUAUGGCGAUUUUCACCUGGAACGCCAGUGGACCGAUGCUCCCUCUAAAGUCUUGUGUCUGGGUCAGGUCGGGUCCAUGCAUAUCAAGAUCGAGCUGCGGGAGUUCGUUCCGCCCGCCAAUACCAGAGAUGUGGACCUCAAGGGGCGGCCGAUGUAUGCCGUCCCCUGGGCUGUUGCCGACCCCGAUGCCGUGGUGGAAGCGAUAACUGAGUAUAUCGACCGAUCUGUUACGCGGUAUAUGGCGGCCUAUUUGGACGACACAGACCCCCUCGUUUGGAACAUCUUCCAGGCUGCCUACAGAGCAUCCGUCUUCCCUCUUCCGAACGAGAUGCUCAAAAAGACACUGAGACUCUGGGUUGCCUGUCGUUUUAUCGAAUCCAAGUGGAGAUGUUGGUCAGAGACGGGCUGGGCCGACAGCGAGCUUCGGGCCAUGAACCCAGAGGAUCCAUUCUACAAGGGCCUGGAUUCCCCCCCGCCGUACAUCGACUACCAAUUUGCGUCCAUCGUCAUGCACCGCAUUCUUGCUCCGCUUAGGAAGGACGUCCUUCGCAUCCUCCAGGGCACCUUCAACACGCACAAUCCCAAGGACUGGUUCGCCACCUUUUUGACAUGUUUCAUCCUCCUGCAGAAUUACGAGAUGCAAAUGCUAUUCCAGAGCCAGUUCGCCAGGCGGAGGGAGGCACAGCUCUUCACGCCAGGGUUUGACUGGGCCGCCCCGCGUGUCCGAAGGAUGGCCCGGCUUGAUGCUGAACAAAGUCAGUUCAUGUCGCAGUGCCGGGAUGUUGUGGUCCACAAAGGUAAUUCCCCGUCACGAGACACUAUACUCACCAUGGGCGCGGAGACGGUACUUUUGGGACAGCAAGGGCAAGCUUGGGGGAACCUGGCUGUGAAGGCCAACUGCCCUCCUCGUUACGUCCCCGUCUCAACCGAAUGGCCGGUCAAAUUGGAGGGUGAUCUCGCGUGGGGACCGGCAUCGUUUGCUUCCGAGGAUGACUACACGCUGGUCCUGACCGAGGACGAGGUCUUGGAGGUCAGAUCAGGACUGCAGCAUUUUAACGAACUCGGCCUUUACGGAAACGAAGUCUCCCCCACCACCUUUCCCCUGCCGACUCUCGGGCCGAAGCUUCGGCAGAUUUCCGCCGACGUCCACCGGGGGAGGGGAUUUGCCGUGGUUCGAGGGUUGAAGCCUGACGAGUUUUCGCCCGAGGACAAUGUCCUGGUAUUCCUGGGCAUUUCGUGCUAUGUCGGUGUCAAGCGUGGCCGACAAGACGAGGAGGGUAAUAUGCUAAUGCACAUUCGUGACGCGAAGCUUUCGAAAACACCCCAGCAGGACCGACCGACACGGUACUCCUCUCGAGCAUCUACCUUCCACACCGACACCUUCUGCGACAUCCUCGCCCUCCAGAUCCGCAACAACGCCUCCUCCGGCGGCAAGAACAUGCUGGCGUCCUCCUGGACCAUCUACAACACCCUGAUGCGCACGCACCCGCACCUGCGCGAGCUGCUCGCCCAGCCCAUCUGGUCCUUCGACAGCCGCGGCAAGCUGCUCCCCUCCAGCACGCGCCCGCUGCUCUACCACCACGCCGGCCGCGUCCUGCUCAACUUUGCCCGCGAGCCCCUGCUCGGCCUCGACGGCGUGCGCCGCGCCGCCGGCCUCCCCGCCCUCGAUGAUGCCCAGCGCCGCGCGCUGGACGUGGUCGAGGAGAUUGCGAAGCGGAGCCAGAUUGUGCUGGAUGCGCGGCCCGGCGAUGUCCUGUUUGUGAAUAACCACGCCGUGCUGCACUCGCGCGAGGCGUUUGAGGACGAUGCGGCGUCGCCGCGGUAUUUGGUGCGCAUGUGGCUGAAGAAUCCGGAAUUGGCGUGGGAGUUGCCCAGGGGGUUGCAGGCGGGGAAUGCGAGGAUUUAUGAGGACAAUGAGCUGGGCGAGCAGUGGAAUGUCGUGGACGCGCCGAGGGUCCUGUUUCGGUUGAGUGAGCGGUUGAGUUCGUAG
This is a messenger RNA of Chaetomium globosum CBS 148.51, 3393 nucleotides long. RefSeq lists its product as uncharacterized. Bases 1 to 3393 code for a protein of 1130 amino acids. NCBI's taxonomy places the organism in Eukaryota, Fungi, Ascomycota, Sordariomycetes, Sordariales, Chaetomiaceae. The transcript is spliced from 8 exons. The record is from RefSeq and is a predicted model, not a curated record. Gene Ontology annotation, molecular function: oxidoreductase activity.